Messenger RNA from Schistosoma intercalatum, 726 nucleotides. NCBI's taxonomy places the organism in Eukaryota, Metazoa, Platyhelminthes, Trematoda, Strigeidida, Schistosomatidae. The record is from the annotation of a GenBank genome assembly.
GAUGCAGGCCAAUAAUAUGACUUUUUAUGAUGUCAGUGAGAAUGUUCGUAGACGUAGGGCCACUGUGAACUUGUCACGUUUCCUCGGUUGUCACAGAACCACUUAUAAUCGGAGGUGGAAUAAAAUGAGAGCUGCUUUAAUGAAAAAAUAUGACUUCCUUUCGUUCAGUGAGUUUGCUAAUGAAAGCACUCUAAAAGAAGUAAAGACGGAAAUCACUUGUAAUGACAGUACUUCAACUGUAACACCAUGCACUAGCAACAUUAACCAAAGGCUUCCAGACAAUAGUGGAUCUCCUGAAGUGGAAUUGUGCUCUCAUAAGUUCGUAAAUCGCAAAGAACUGAUGAACGACUUUAUGAUGUAUCUAGUGUCAAAUACAUCUCUCAGCAUAAGAGCUGCUGAUCGGGUUUUGUAUAGUUUACGAUUUCUUAUCCCGGACAUACUGAAAAGCAUAAGAGGUGUCCUGAAGACGUGUCCAAGUGUUCAACCAAAGUUUAUCGGCAGUGGGGUUUACUACCAUCUAGAAUUGAAAACCAAUCUGCUAAGAUACGUUGAGCUUUGGUUGCGUACUAUUGAUUUUGACUCUUUACAUUUAUAUCUCAAUGUAGAUGGACUUUCUAUGUCUAGAAGCUCCAAUCAACAGUUAUGCCCUAUACUAGGACGGAUCAUUGCCCCUAGGUUUAGUGACGUGUUCCUGAUAGGGAUCUACGGAGGGAAUAGUUAGCCGGC